Messenger RNA from Perca flavescens (yellow perch), 954 nucleotides. RefSeq names its product 7SK snRNA methylphosphate capping enzyme-like. The record is from RefSeq and is a predicted model, not a curated record. The transcript has 4 exons. Bases 253 to 906 code for a protein of 217 amino acids. Lineage: Eukaryota; Metazoa; Chordata; Actinopteri; Perciformes; Percidae.
GCGCGCGUGCUACUUCCUGCAAGUUAGCCGGACGUGGCUAGCAGGAGAAGCUAACUGUUUACCAGUUUGUGUGUCUGGGGUUCGUUUGAGUUAUUCAUGACGGCGCUCCGUGAUUGGCGGAGUCAGCGGGAGAGGCGGGGCUAGAGAGGGUCCGUGGACACACACACACACACACACACGCCAACAGGUCUAUUUAUGUCACACACACUCUGAGAGAGGAGAAGUGGACUGUUCAGCAGACAGAGUGUGAAGAUGAUCAGGAUGUCGUUGGACAAAGAGGCGGUUAGCCCCGCCUUCCCGGCCUCCGUCGGCCUAUCAGAGCAGACCAAGUCCCGCCCCCUGCGUCAGAAGAACGGCCUUCCGUUGCCCGGCGACAGCCAGGCGGCCGCGGCCAAUCAGCGAAUCGCCAAGCGGCGCUACUCCACAGGCGCCGGCCUGAAGGGGGCGGCCAAGCGCCGUCGCCGCGCCAACAGCGACAGCCAAUCGGAGCCCGUGCUGCCGAGCCACUUCCUGUUGGGCGGGAACAUCUUCGACCCGCUGAACCUCAACUCCCUAUUGGACGAAGACGUCAACAGGGCGACCAAUCAGGAGACUCCGAAGUGCUCGCCCCUGCCGGCGCGGGGCGGAGACCCCGUGGAGAUCCUGGUACCCCGUGACAUCACCGACCCCCUGAAUCUGAAGGGUGGGGGGCGGGACGGAGAGGGGGGGGCCAAGGUCCUGCUGUCCCCCCUGAAGUCCAGACGAAGACACAGGAACCGGCACCAUGGGGGGCAGGGGGGGGCGGAGAAGGGGGCGGAGCCAGCCAGACUGUUUCCUGUCACAGCCCCACCCACAGUACCAGUGUUGACCACAGAGGGCUCUGCUGUCUCCCCCCUCCCCUGUGUUACUGUCUCUUUAAGAGUGUAAUGUGUUACUGUCUCUUUAAGAGUGUAAUGUGUGUUACUGUCUCUUUAA